Diaporthe batatas is the source of this 1643-nucleotide messenger RNA. RefSeq lists its product as uncharacterized. The transcript has a single exon. Gene Ontology annotation, biological process: nuclear polyadenylation-dependent rRNA catabolic process; exonucleolytic trimming to generate mature 3'-end of 5.8S rRNA from tricistronic rRNA transcript (SSU-rRNA, 5.8S rRNA, LSU-rRNA); U5 snRNA 3'-end processing. The coding region runs from base 145 to 1209 and encodes 354 amino acids. NCBI's taxonomy places the organism in Eukaryota, Fungi, Ascomycota, Sordariomycetes, Diaporthales, Diaporthaceae. The record is from RefSeq and is a predicted model, not a curated record. Gene Ontology annotation, cellular component: cytoplasmic exosome (RNase complex); nuclear exosome (RNase complex).
UCCAACCACAGUGCCGCGGCCUGGUCUGCCUCGCAUGUCCACGCCCGCCAAAGGCCCAUUACACGACAACAGCACAAUCCCAGCAGCACACACAAGAGUCGAAAGCAAAGCCCAUCCGCCAUCCGGGGCCCCGGACGACUCACGAUGACCGCCUCAACCACCUUCACGCCGCAGACCUUCGCAAAACUCUCCCCACACCCCUUCGUCCUCGCCAACCUCCAGCCAACCUCCAGCCAUGCCGCCCCGGCCAAGCCAACGCGGACAAACGGCCGCGCGCCGCACCAGGCCCGCCCGCUCAACAUAAACGCUUCGUCACUCUCACACGCACACGGCAGCGCCAUGGUGAGGAUCGGCGACACCAGCGUCAUCUGUGGCGUGCGAGGGGAACUCCUGCCGACCACAAGCAUCCCGCACUGGAGGAGACCCAAGACCAAGGUGGAGCUGGAUGUGGUCGAGGACAGGGACGCCGAGGCGAGGCAGGACGGCGCCAGGGAGCUGCGCGACUACGACCUUCUCGUGCCCAACAUCGAGCUGGCCACGGGAUGCGCGCCGCAGUUCCUGCCUGGCGUGCCGCCCACCACCCUGGCGCAGACCCUGAGCACAAGGGUGUACUCGCUGCUGCACACCACCGAGCUGCUGGACUCCGACGACCUGAGGGUGUGGUACACCCCGCCGAGCCUCGACGCCGCCGAGGAUGACAGGAUGGACGAGGGUGAGGGCAACGCCGACGAAGACGUGGCAGAGCCUGAGAUCAAGGCUUACUGGGUGCUGUACAUCGACGUGCUGUUCGUAUCGUUCGAUGGCAACCCAUUCGAUGCGGCCUGGAUCGCUAUACUAGCGGCACUGAGGGACACGAAGCUGCCGCGGGCGUGGUGGGACCCCGAUAGGGAGAUGGUGCUGUGCUCCCGGACCGAGAGCAGGGCCCUAAGUGUCCGCGGAUUGCCCAUCGCAUGCACCGCUGCCUUACUCAAUGAGAGAGAGGCAGAAGUGGUCGGUCAGAGCAAAUCUUUUCUCCUGGUUGACCCGGAUAGGCUGGAGGAAAGUCUGUGUGACGAGAGCAUCACUGUCGUGGUAGAUCGCACAACCGGUGAGACAAGGAUACGAGGAAUAUCGAAGAGUGGUGGAAGGGGUUUGGGCCCAAAAGACAUCCGAGAGUUUGCCGGGAUGGUAGAGAGCAGGUGGGAGCAUGUUCAGCAGGCUUUGAACUAGAGCCACUGUAGAAGGGGAAAGUUGCCAGGAGGACUCUACGCCAUAUUCUUCUUACAUGCAUGCAGCUGUAAGAUCAAGACAACCCUACCUAGGCACUCAGGUCAGCACCGGGCAUACAAGAUGGUCCUCAUACACCCUUGUUAAUGAUACCCAAUCCGAGGGGAAUUGUACCUACUAAAAUACAGCCUAGCUCUCCGGUGAUACUAGAAGCAGACCCUCGAUAUCGCCAUGUUGCUCGACUACCAUUUGAUUAGCCGUCUUGCACCAGUUGUUCCAAAUUAGACGUAUUAGCCAAAGAAUGUUCUGGGGAGGGGAUCUGAUUGAUAGGCCCUUGAGGGGGAUCAUCCAAGGCUAGGUGUAUCGAAAUUGGUCCUGUUCGUGAGAAUCAUGCUCUAAUAACUCCAGGCGGUCUCUUUGAGUCGCCUUGCUUAUAU